This is a messenger RNA of Annulohypoxylon truncatum, 741 nucleotides long. RefSeq lists its product as uncharacterized. Bases 1 to 741 code for a protein of 246 amino acids. The record is from RefSeq and is a predicted model, not a curated record. The transcript is spliced from 2 exons. Lineage: Eukaryota; Fungi; Ascomycota; Sordariomycetes; Xylariales; Hypoxylaceae.
AUGGAGUAUAGCCAAGCGGAUCACCUCAGCUACGCUUCCGACAUGAUGGCGAGUUCAGAAGCUCCGGCCGCGAACAGCAUGGCCCAACUAGAGCAGCGCAACGCAGAGAUGCAGAAGGAGAUCGCAGAGCUGAGAGAAGCUCUGAGAGCUCAGCAGAACGAAGCGACCGAGCUCCGAGAGAUGUUUGCAGAGACUACAAGGGACAUACAAUUCGCUCGCAAUCACGCCGCCAAGCUCCAGCACGAGAUCAAAUCGCUGGAGAAACCUCGCCGAACCUCUGCUCGGAAGAGAGAGCUAGAGGGCGCACACGCUCGCGUGAGGGAGGUUGAAGCAGAACUGCAACAAGCUCGGUUUGAGAAUGCUCAGCUGCAGCAAAUGGGCCGGAACCUACAGAACGGCAGCGACUACUGGAAGCAGCUCUACGAGGCUUCCCAGGCGGAAUCUCUCGAGCGACAGGAGAAGGUCGAGCAGCUACAGACUGAGAAUGCUGCUCUUACUAUGUUGGCUGGUCAACAGCAGCCAGUUGCCACCCCGCCGGCCGAGCCACAGGUCAACGUAGACCUGGCAUUCGAUAUGGGAGGUGACCAGCAGGUCCCAGGAAUGCAGGCAGAUCAGAUCAACGAGGCCAUGGAAGAACUGCCCGCCAUGGGCCAAAUGGGUUCCUUUGGCUACCAGCAGGCCUAUGUGCUUGCUGACCCUGGCGCAUGGCAAGGCGGGUACGACUUCAACUAUCAAGCCUAG